Branchiostoma belcheri (Belcher's lancelet) is the source of this 1162-nucleotide messenger RNA. RefSeq names its product mitochondrial ribosome-associated GTPase 1-like. Gene Ontology annotation, molecular function: GTP binding; GTPase activity. Lineage: Eukaryota; Metazoa; Chordata; Leptocardii; Amphioxiformes; Branchiostomatidae. The transcript has 2 exons. Gene Ontology annotation, cellular component: mitochondrion. The record is from RefSeq and is a predicted model, not a curated record. The coding region runs from base 205 to 1155 and encodes 316 amino acids.
AGAACUCCAUACAGUUUACUAGAACUUCGAGAAGGGUUCUCAUUGUGUCGAUGUGUAAUGUUAGAUUUUGGAUGAAAAAUUGUGUGAUAAAGUAUUAUCUUGUUUACCGAGAGAGAACUUCAGUAGAACUUAGUAACUCAAUUGUGUGCAGUGUAGAUUUUGAACAUUCAGUUGAAGAACUGUAUAAUACUAGUAGAAGAAAAAAUGGCGAGUUCUAGGGUGGCAAGCAAGUUCCGCACCAGGUUCGACUACAGGGGGUACGAGGUAGCAAAAUGGUUCCCAGGACACAUGGCGAAAGGUCUGAAUCGAAUGCGGAGGCAAUUAAAGGGGGUGGACUGCGUCCUGGAAGUUCACGAUGCGAGAAUUCCAACCUCCGGACGCACCCCCCGCUUCCAGGAAACCCUGUCCGUUCGGCCCCACCUUCUCGUGCUCAACAAGAUCGACCUCGCCGACUUGUCCAAGAAAAAUGACAUCGAAGAGAAGCUGCGAAGACAGAACGUCGAACACCUCACCUUCUCAAGCUGCUGCUCCUUUAAGGACCAAGACGUGAAGCACAUCAUGCCUAAGGUAAUGGACAUCUUGGCCGCGUCUCCAGGCUUCUACAAGGAGGAGGACGAAGAUAUCACCCUGAUGGUCAUCGGCAUCCCGAACGUCGGAAAAUCCUCACUCAUCAAUGCCUUCAGAAGGAUGUACCUCAAGAAGGGGAAAGCCACGCCUGUUGGGAAGGACCCUGGGAUCACGCGCAGUGUCUUAACUAGAAUCCGCGUCUCCGACAGACCAUCUGUUUUUCUACUCGACACUCCGGGGGUGCUUUCCCCGAACAUCCCUGACGUGGAGACAGGAUUCAAACUGGCUCUCGUUGGCGCGAUCAAGGACCACCUGGUCGGGGAAGACUUCCUGGCCGACUACUUGCUCUACCGUCUUAACCGCGAGAAGAACUUUCGCUACGUGGAGCACUACAAGAUGCAGGAGCCUUGCGAUCACGUCUUGAAGAUGUUGGGGCACGUCGCGGUGCAGAUGGGAAAGACUCGCAAGAUCAGGAUGGAUUCCGGGACUGGCGCUGUGAUGGUGCACCAGCCGAACUUCCAACUCGCAGCGCUGCAGUUCCUGAGGGACUUCAGACAGGGGACGCUGGGGCCUGCAAUGCUGGACUGAACACACA